CCCUGCCCGCAGCCCGCUGGCACCAUGCUGCCCGCGCGCUGCGCCCGCCUGCUCACACCCCACUUGCUGCUCGUGCUGGUGCAGCUGUCCCCGGCUCACGGCCACCGCACCACGGGCCCCCGGUUUCUCAUAAGUGACCGUGACCCUCAGUGCAACCUCCACUGCUCCAGGACUCAGCCCAAACCCAUCUGUGCCUCCGACGGCAGGUCCUACGAGUCCAUGUGUGAGUACCAGCGAGCCAAGUGCAGAGACCCGGCCCUGGGUGUGGUCCAUCGAGGCAGAUGCAAAGACGCUGGCCAGAGCAAGUGUCGCCUGGAGCGGGCUCAGGCCCUAGAGCAAGCCAAGAAGCCCCAGGAGGCAGUGUUUGUCCCGGAGUGCAGCGAGGAUGGCUCCUUUACCCAGGUGCAGUGCCACACCUACACGGGGUACUGCUGGUGUGUCACCCCGGAUGGGAAGCCCAUCAGCGGCUCUUCUGUGCAGAAUAAAACUCCUGUAUGUUCAGGUUCCGUCACCGACAAGCCCUUGAGCCAGGGCAACUCAGGAAGGAAAGUCUCUUUUCGAUUCUUCUUAACCCUCAAUUCAGAUGACGGGUCCAAGCCGACGCCCACGAUGGAGACGCAGCCGGUGUUCGAUGGGGACGGUAAGCUCUGGGAUUCCUUCCGACCCAUCCCCCCACCCGGGUUCAGAUUUGGGGAAGAAAUCACAGCUCCCACUCUGUGGAUUAAGCACUUGGUAAUCAAGGACUCCAAACUGAACAACACCAAUGUAAGAAAUUCAGAGAAAGUCCACUCGUGUGACCAGGAGAGGCAGAGCGCCCUGGAAGAGGCCCGGCAGAAUCCCCGGGAGGGCAUCGUCAUCCCAGAGUGUGCCCCUGGGGGGCUCUACAAGCCGGUACAGUGCCACCAGUCCACUGGCUACUGCUGGUGCGUGCUGGUGGACACGGGCCGCCCGCUGCCUGGGACCUCCACACGCUACGUGAUGCCCAGCUGUGAGAGCGACGCCAGGGCCAAGAGUACGGAGGUAGAUGACCCUUUCAAGGACAGGGAGCUGCCAGGCUGUCCAGAAGGGAAGAAAAUGGAAUUUAUCACCAGCCUACUGGAUGCCCUCACCACUGACAUGGUGCAGGCCAUUAACUCAGCAGCGCCCACUGGAGGUGGGAGGUUCUCAGAGCCGGACCCCAGCCACACCCUGGAGGAGCGAGUGGUGCACUGGUACUUCAGCCAGCUGGACAGCAACAGCAGCAACGACAUCAACAAGCGGGAGAUGAAGCCCUUUAAGCGCUACGUGAAGAAGAAAGCCAAGCCCAAGAAAUGCGCCCGGCGUUUCACCGACUACUGUGACCUGAACAAGGACAAGGUCAUCUCGCUGCCCGAGCUGAAGGGCUGCCUGGGAGUGAGCAAAGAAGUAGGACGCCUCGUCUAAGGAGCAGAAAACCAAAGGGCAGGUGGAGAGACCCGGGAGGCAGGACGGAUCAUCAGACACCUAACCUUCGACGUUGCCACGGCCCAGCCACUUCCCAUGUAACAUGAGUGGUGCCCACCGUGUUUGCACUUUUAAUAACUCUUACUUGCGUGUGUUCUCUUUGGUUUCAUUUGUAAACACCAGUAUCUAACGCCACAGUGGGAAAAGGAAAGGGAAGAAAGUUUGUUCUCUCUCUUAUUGUAAGUUUUUGGAUCUGCUACUGACAACUUCUAGGUUUUAGGGGGGUGGGGUGUUGUGGGACUGAGAAGAAAGAGAUUUAUAUACUGUAUAUAAAUAUAUAUGUAAAUUGUAUAGUUCUUUUGUACAGGCGUUGGCAUUGCUGUUUGUUUAUCCCUCUCUCCCUGCUCUGGGUUGUGGGAGCUCUGGACACACGGCCCAGCUCUCCAGAACCCGGGACUCACUCCCAGCCCACCUGCGUUCUGUUUGGAAACUGACCCUGCGUGCCCGGGGAGCCCUGUGAUUAUAUUGGUCCUUUCUGGAGGGAGGAGGACACUACCCCGUGCCAUGGCUGCCAAGGUUGGCAAGCCACAUUGUGGUUGCCUUCUCAGGGGAGCUUGGGUUGGGGGAGAGAGAGUUGCCCCUGGAGGGAGGGAAGUAGUCAGACACCGUUCUCCCUGGGUGGCCCAGGAUCCAUAGGUAGACCCGUAUCCUAGGACCCACUGCAGACAUCCUCAGAGUAUUUGCAUUAGGUCAGUUGAAACAUUUCCCCCACAUUUAGCACCUACUCUGUGUAAAACAUGAACGAGGGGCAAAGAGGAAAAAGGCACACAGUGGGUCUUUGAUUUAGACGUCUAUUUAAGCAGCAGAAGGAAGAGGACAGAACGCGUCGUUGGUGAGUGUGGCGCCCACAGGAGGGCUUCUCACGUGCAGAACCACAGGUGAGGCUUCUGAGACCUGCCCCCGCCCCAGGCCGCCAGCUCAGACUGGGUUUUACCUCCACUCUCCCCAUCCCGCCACCCUCGGUGGUCAGCACAGCCCGAGGAGAGAGUUGGUCCAUCGCCUUGUUGAUAAUUGAAUGGUUUUAUUUUUAACCCGAUACUGAGGUUCUUCCUGUUGCCUUAAAUGCUUUUAAGGGCUUCCAGGCUUGAGGUCAAUUCCAUAGCAACCCUGACUGUGGGCCUCCGACUUCUGCCUCUCCUGGAACAAUAAUCCAGCCAGGAGGACAUGCAGGCCUGGCUUUGCCCUGCCUUCAGGACAGACACACAACUUCCUUUGCCCGGGUGACCAUGCCCAUUCAGACAGAGUGGCACUUAGUGCCACUUCCCGUGAGCGGCCGUGGCAGCACCGAGGGAGGGCGGGUACCCCAGACUGGUGCCCUUAUCGGAUCGCUCUUGGGAAUCAGGCCUCAGCUCGUGGGGCGUCCCAGUAUUCCCGUAAGUGCACCCACCUUGCAGACUGUCCCACCGCGGUCUGGAAAGCUUUGUCAUUGUGUGCUGGCCCCUCAAGGCCCAGCGGGGGGGAGGGCCCCUCAGGCAGGAGCAUGGCCUUUUGGGGACAUGACUGAAGGUUCUGGCUGUCCUGGGGAAAGUCCUGGAGCUUAUCUGGGGGAUGACUGGAGACCCCAUCCGGACACGGGGAGGUGCAAAGGGAGUCCUCGCCCAUUGUCAGCCUGGCCCAGAAACCUCAGUGUGCUGGAACUGGAGGGACCUUCAGGGGACCCAGCCCCCCUCCAGCCUGGGGAAGCAUGUCAACCAGGAAGGAGCCCCCUGUUGAAAUCCGACUCGGCCCCAGGCUUCUUUCUCACGCGUAGCUGUGUUGUGUGGUU
Molossus molossus (Pallas's mastiff bat) is the source of this 3247-nucleotide messenger RNA. It is a transcript of the gene SMOC1, whose product is annotated as SPARC related modular calcium binding 1. Gene Ontology annotation, molecular function: calcium ion binding; protein binding; extracellular matrix binding. The record is from RefSeq and is a predicted model, not a curated record. Bases 25 to 1422 code for a protein of 465 amino acids. The transcript is spliced from 12 exons. Lineage: Eukaryota; Metazoa; Chordata; Mammalia; Chiroptera; Molossidae. Gene Ontology annotation, biological process: extracellular matrix organization. Gene Ontology annotation, cellular component: basement membrane.